AUGAAACAACACCUUGCUGGAAAAAAAGGAGAUGCAACUAGUUGUAAAAGUGUGCCACAUGAUGUUCGCUAUCGAUUGGAGGAAAACUUGAAAGAAAUUGAUCAAAAGAGACCAGCUAAGAAAUUGAGAAAAGAAGAGGACAAUCCAUUGGAAGUGGAUGAUGAAAUUGUGCAAGAAAUAAUUCCUUCAAGUUCCUCUCAACUAGCCAAAAAAAAGGCAUCUACAGCUGGAGACAAAUUCUUCGCCCCAAGGACAAGUUCGGGAGCACAGCUAGGAAUUCGAAGUGCAUUUGCAGGUAAAGAAGCUUUACAUAGAGCGGAUUUAGCUGUGGUUAGGUGGUUGUAUGAUUGUUGCAUUCCUAUGAAUGCUGUAAAUUCUAUUUACUAUCAGCCCAUGAUAGAUGCUAUUUCAGCUAUUGGCCCUGGUUAUAAAGGACCAACUUACCAUGCUGAUCAAAGAAAUAGACAGUUGAUUAAUUUUCUUGUUUAUUGCCCUAGAGGAAUGGUUUUCAUUAAAUCUGUUGAUGCAUCGGAUAUUGUUAAGAAUGCUCAAAAUCUUUGUAACUUAUUCAUGGAUAUGGUUGCUUUUGCUGGUGCAGACAAUGUUGUCCACUUGGUAACUGAUAAUGCAGCUAAUUAUAAAGCUGCUGGAAGGAAAAGAGAAGGUUGGAUAGAAAUCAUCCAACCUGGUGCAACACGGUUUGCCACUACUUUCAUUGCCUUGAAAAGUAUUUAUGAGCACAAGCAUGAUAUUCAAGCUUUAAUAACAAGCAAGACAUUUGUAGAAUCUAGAUACUACAAGGAUUCAAAGGUAAAGGAUGUGACAAUGAUUGUAUUAGACAAUCAGUUUUGGAAUUUUGUUGAAAUUGUAAAACCACUUGUGAGAUUGUUGAGAAUUGUUGAUUCUGAUGACCGGCCUUCACUUGGGUAUGUUUAUGACAGCAUGUACAGAGCAAAAAGAGCUAUAAAGAAUACUUUCAGCUGUCCAAAUGUUAAAGACUUGACUGUUAAGAUAUUAGGCCAAACUGCAUCUUCCUCGGGCUGUGAAAGGAACUGGAGUGUCUUUGAAAGAAUACACUCCAAGAAAAGGAAUAAGUUGGAGCAUGAAAGAUUGAAUGAUCUUGUCUAUAUUCAUUACAAUUUUCGAUUAAGGAAUAGAGUUGCUAACAAGAAGAAAGCUUUGGACCCUAUUGAUUAUGAAAGUAUUGAUCAGAUUGAUUAUUGGGUAAUGGAAGAAGAUGAUUCUCAAAACACACGGACUGAACAGCAUACAGAAAAAUGCAGAAACAGGGAACACGUAACGGUAAAGCAGAGCAUAAAGCUCACAGUUGAGCUGGGAAAGAAAAGAAUCAUGAAUCCAGCUCCAACAACUAAGUCUCACAGUGGCAGCAACCCAACUGACGAUAGAAACCGAGCAGCGACCGAACUCAAUGAAGACAGCCAGAAACAGACAGAGAACGAUAAUAAAGACAGGGAACACAGAAAAAAACAAACCAGAGAAACUUUAGCUUCGACUGCACCAGCCACCACCGUGAACAACAAGGAAGAUGAGUCGGUGAUCUCUGAAACAAGAAAAGGUCAGAGGGAUUUGAACCGGAAACCUUCAGUUGCUUGGCAUACAUUCUUCCAUUCUACCAAUACUCCUUAUUGUUAUAAUUAUCCCUAA
Molecule: messenger RNA, 1665 nt
Organism: Prosopis cineraria
Lineage: Eukaryota; Viridiplantae; Streptophyta; Magnoliopsida; Fabales; Fabaceae
Exons: 7
Coding region: 1-1665 (554 amino acids)
Molecular function (GO): protein dimerization activity
Source: RefSeq, a predicted model, not a curated record